GAUUCAUAUCGUCACCAGAAAUGAUGGGUUUCGCCAUGUCCAAGGAAAUAUUUGAGUUUUAGUUUAUCCAUCCAUCCUCAAACCCACUCUAUUCCCUUCAGGGUGACAUGGUUGCUGGAGCCUAUACUUCAAAGGCUUGUUUUUGUGUGAGUUUGUGGGGGGAUGACCAUAUUUGGUCAAGAGCAUCAGAGCUUUGAAGGUUCUUUCUUCUUCUGAAUAAAAACUCUUGACUGUUGAACUGAAAUCCUGAAACCCUGUUGGAGUCGACAUGAACGCGUGAGCAGCGGCAGAACGCUGGUCUGAUGCUGAGAACCUGACAGAAGAAGGAACUCGACAACAAUUGGAGGAAGUUCCUGCAUGUUCUGAGGAAACUCCGACUCCGGGCUUAGCUUAUUUGGAAAAUGUUUCUGUGGGUUUUUACUGAAAAAGCAGAUCUUGGUGGAUCUGAACGCUGGAUGACAUCGGCGUUCUGUCCUCUAAGGUGUUUCAGGGAGUCGCUUUGUUGAAUCCUUUAGUUCCAAAGGAAGUGAUGCAGGAGGAAGCAGCUCUGCUUCCCACAGUCCUGUCCCUCACAGAUAAGCUCUUCUAAAUUUAAAGCCUGAGAGGGAAGGAAGCUUGACGGCAACGCGGCACUCCAGACAUGACCAGCGGGGAGUGAAGGUCCAGAAAAAUGGCUCAGAAUGACACCAACCUCUUCUGGGAAAUCCUUCACUCCUUCAACCUCGGUGACAUGGUUCUGGCCUUCUCUCUGUCCGUGCUUGUGGGCCUGCUACUGGGGGCUCUGGUCUACGUCCUGCUGACCUGGGCGUCCCGGCGCCGGGCUUCGGCCCGGAUCACCAGGCGCUCCAAGAGGAGGUCUCCACAGAUGUGUGCCUCCCCCUGUAGCCAGCUGGGGCUCUACAGGAGCACCUUCCUCACCGUCUACCGGCAGCCGUCGCUGGAGCCCGUCGGCCAGCUGGGCAGCAAGCUCCGCCCAGAGGCGUCCACCUUCCGCCCCCUGUCCAGUAGGAAAAAGGCCCCCCUGGAUCCGGAGGGGGAAGCUCGUGGGAACCCGUCUGAGGAGAUGUCAAACUGGGAUUCUGAGUCUUUGGUGCCAAACAAGAGACACUCCUUCUGGCUGGGGGGCAACGGCCUGAAAGGGUUUCUGAACGCCGCCCCCCCUGCCUAUGACGCAGCCGUCCACUGCUUUGCAGAGACCUCCACCUGAGGUCUCCACAAAGGGGGCGUGUCCCACUGGAAUCAGGUCAGAACCUGGAACUCAUGCAGCAUGUCUGAAUGUUCUGACCCGUUCUGGAGCUUCUGUCCGGCAGACACCGGAUGUUUGGUGCUUGGGUUCAGGUUUGGGAGGACCGUUCUGAGCUGGAACACAAGAGAAGCUCCUCAACUGAAGAGGAGGAUGUUGACCUUCAUCCUCCAUCCUCCUCCUCAGCUUAGGGAUGAAGGCCUCUGCAGAAGCGGCUUUAAUGACGUCACUGUGACUCUUUUCAGCGUCCCGUCUGUGAUUGACAGUCCCCCCAGCAGGUGGACCUGACGCUCCAGUCCAGACCUGGUUUGGGGGAAACCCCCUCCAUCCCAUCCUCAUGGACUAAAGCAGGGGUGGCCAGCCCCGCCUGUUUUCCAGCUCUCCCUCACCAGCUUGCUGCUGAUUGGCUGACUCAAGGCAUUUCACAUCCUGAUUGGCUGAACACACCUCCUUUAGGUUCUCAGCAUCAGGCAGGAAAACAGGCGGGGUUGAGGCUCUUGAGGAUUGGCCACCUCUGGACUAACGGAACCCGCUGUGAGGAGAACCUCAUGUCCAAAUAAGGACUGGAGGAACCAGUGACGUCAGGAGCAGCAAACGCGUCCUCCUCUUCCUCUGGACCCCUUUCAGAUUCUUUCCGGUUCUGAAUGUUUGUGUUUUUCCUUUGGGAAAUGUUCCCGUUUGUCUGAAUAAAUGAAGCAGCUGAUUGACAUGAA
Molecule: messenger RNA, 1956 nt
Organism: Oryzias latipes (Japanese medaka)
Lineage: Eukaryota; Metazoa; Chordata; Actinopteri; Beloniformes; Adrianichthyidae
Gene: myct1b
Product: myc target 1b
Cellular component (GO): nucleoplasm
Source: RefSeq, a predicted model, not a curated record